AUGGAGUGUGAGAUUGCAAAACAGAAGACUUCUUUCACUAUCCAAGUCGUAGCUUCAUCACCCAAAAUGUCAAGCCCAGCGUCGAGGAGAGGUUUCUUCAUGGCUCAACUCACCCUCAGAGUUUUGGCCAUUGGGUUUACGCUUUCUGCAAUAGCUACAAUGGUCACGAGUGCCCAGUCAAUAUCCAUUUUUGGAAUUGAUAUGCAAGCCCGUUACACCUACUCAUCUGCAUUCAGGUUCAAAGUUGGGGCAGAUGCUGUGGUAUGCGCUUGCUCUUUUAUGUCACUCAUCCUUGUUUCUGCGUUGAACCAUCCAAAAUCAAACACCGGAAAUUAUUUCUAUGCGCUUUUGCAUGAUAUGGUGACGAUGGUGUUGGCGAUAUCGGGAUGUGCGGCAGCAACUGCGGUGGGUUACGUGGGUCGUUUUGGACAGAGCCAGACAGGUUGGAUGGCCAUUUGCGAUCACAUGGGUAAAUUCUGUGGCAAAGUGAUGCUUUCCCUUUUAUUCUCUUACUUGGCCUUCUUUUCCCUCUUCACGCUUACAAUCAUGGCUGCAUACAAGCUCAAGUCUCCGGCGGCCAUGGAAUGA
Molecule: messenger RNA, 588 nt
Organism: Ilex paraguariensis (yerba mate)
Lineage: Eukaryota; Viridiplantae; Streptophyta; Magnoliopsida; Aquifoliales; Aquifoliaceae
Source: the annotation of a GenBank genome assembly